AAAGCAGGUUGUGCACUCAGUCACAAGUAGCCAUCCACAGCGGACCUCCUCAUUCACUGGAAGUAAGGAAACCAGCAGAGUAACAGCCAACAUGCCAGUUGAUUUGAAUGGAUAUUGGAAAAUGAUUUCCAAUGAUAACUUUGAGGAGUACCUGAAGGCUCUUGAUGUAAAUGUUGCCAUCAGGAAAAUUGCAACCUUGUUGAAGCCUGACAAGGACAUCACCCAUGAUGGGGACCACAUCAUCAUCAAAACCCUCAGCACCUUCAAAAACUACAACAUGGACUUCUAUGUGGGCAAAGAGUUCGAGGAGGAUCUGUCUGGAGUGGAUGACAGGAAAUGCAUGACCACCAUCAACUGGGAGGGAGACAAGCUGGUGUGUGCGCAGAAGGGAGAGGUUGAAGGAAGAGGCUGGACCCACUGGGUGGAAGGAGAUGAGCUUCAUUUGGAGCUAAGAGCUGCAGGAGCUGUUUGCCAGCAGGUCUUCAAGAAAACCUAAGCUGGCUCUUAUUGAACGGGACUGUGCCCCUGGCUGACGUUGGCUCACAGUUGGAAGACUCUGACAUACCAUCCACCUUCCCUUUGGUCCAUUCAUACAACUCUACAUAGGUCCAUCUACCAAUCUUUUAUGUACUUUUCUAUUACAAACGCUACUUUUGCCAACCAUCACAUCAGGUUUUUGCAUUACUCUGCCAAAGCCUAUUCACAUGAUAUAUAUUAUUAUACCAUAAAGUACAGUGGCAGGGGCAGGUCAGUGUGUGUAUCACGUAACAUUUCAAAAUGCAAUACUGUAGAUCUGUCUCAGGGUGGGUGCUGUUUUGAUUAACAAGUUUAGAUGUGUUGGAUGCAAACAUACUGCUGUGGGUGUAACUGAUCUGAUGGGUGAGCCAGAUUGGUAAAGCAAUGCACUGAAAGGCCCAGUGGUAAAGAAGAGAACAGUAAUUAAAAUGGUUGAACCCAUUUUAGUUCUCUGAAGGCUUGCUGUGGAUGGAAAAAGAUUAAAAUGUGAGUAUGUUUGAGGGCUGUGAACUCAUUUGCUACUGAUGCUUACUCUCCCGAAUGAAUAUCAGAUGUAAUGUGUGUAUUUAUCCCUCCCGAAUUCCUCUGGGACUGUGACAUUGACAGUAAAAAAUAAUUAACCAAUAAAGUGAACAGUGCUACA
Molecule: messenger RNA, 1159 nt
Organism: Dicentrarchus labrax (European seabass)
Lineage: Eukaryota; Metazoa; Chordata; Actinopteri; Moronidae
Gene: rbp1.1
Product: retinol binding protein 1, cellular, tandem duplicate 1
Exons: 4
Coding region: 92-496 (134 amino acids)
Biological process (GO): fatty acid transport
Cellular component (GO): nucleus; cytosol
Molecular function (GO): fatty acid binding
Source: RefSeq, a predicted model, not a curated record